CAUUCCUCCCUCCCCACCCCCAAUCCCCUACUGACUUCCUGACUUCCCUCCAUGUUUCUCUCUCUUCACAUCCUACUCCUAUACCUGGCUUUGUCUUUUCCCAGCUUCUAGACAUUUUUUCUAAGCACCCUGUUCGUUUAACCCAGACUUCUUUUUUUCCAGAUCUUUCUCCCAGAGUAGCAAACUGUGUCUGCCACACUCUGCCUCCUUGCUCUCUUCCAAAGCGCAGACUUGUCAGACAUACCAUAAUGAGGGUACUGGGUAACCUCUCCCUCCAUUUUAUUUGAUUUGGUUUUCUGAAUCUAUUUUUUUUCCCUCUUUGCCUCCAACCCUUUUGUUUUGAUUUGUUCCUUCUCUCCAUUCUGUUUCUCCUCCCUUCUUCCUGUUUUUGUCCUCUUGAGCGCCUCCUCUUUGCUGGAAUCCUCCGUGAGGGAAUAGGUACUGGAUCCUUCUUCCCCUAAUGGCUGCUGGGUUCCACCCACAACCUUUUGACUGCUCCCCAGAGGAGGGUGACCUUGGAGGGAGGUGUUGGGGACAAAGAAUCAGCCUAGCAAGGGUCAGCAAAAGCAGGCAGGAAGCUCAAAACAUGGAGUUCAUUUUCUCCUUUCCCUUGAUGAGAGCCCAGCUAUCCCAAUUCCCUCCUGCAAUGCUAAGCCUUUGGAGUUAUCUCAGACUGCCAAUUAAUCUUCCUUUCUCCUGGGUACAAGGGACCUGUCUCUUACAUGUGCACUUGGCAAAGUGGUCUUUGUGUGUGCUGACAUCCGUGAAAGCGAACAUGUCCUGGGAAGAAGCAGCAUGAUUUUUAGAGUACCAUGGGGCCUGAUCGAGUGACAGCCCGAGAACUCUGCGAGAAUGAUGACCUGGCCACCAGCCUUGUUCUUGACCCCUACCUCGGCUUCCGCACCCAUAAGAUGAAUGUCAGCCCUGUGCCCACCUUGCGACGACAACACCACCUUCGCUCAGCACUGGAAGCUUUCCUAAGGCAACGGGACCUGGAGGCUGCAUUCCGGGCCCUGACUUUGGGAGGCUGGAUGGCCCACUACUUCCAGAACCGUGCCCCUCGGCAGGAGGCUGCCCUCAAGACCCACAUUUUUUGCUACCUCCGCGCCUUCCUGCCCGAGAGUGGCUUCACCAUUCUGCCCUGCACCCGCUACUCCAUGGAGACCAAUGGGGCCAAGAUUGUGUCCACCCGUGCUUGGAAGAAGCAUGAGAAGAUGGAGCUGCUGGUGGGCUGCAUCGCAGAGCUGCGGGAAGAGGACGAGUGCCUGCUCCGGGCCGGGGAGAACGACUUCAGCAUCAUGUACUCCACCCGGAAGAGGAGUGCCCAGCUGUGGCUUGGCCCGGCUGCCUUCAUCAACCACGACUGCAAACCCAACUGCAAGUUUGUGCCCUCAGAUAGGAAUACUGCCUGUGUGAAGGUGCUACGGGACAUUGAGCCCGGGGAUGAGGUGACUUGCUUCUAUGGCGAGGGCUUCUUCGGUGAGAAGAAUGAGCACUGUGAAUGCUAUACCUGUGAGAGGAAAGGUGAGGGGGCUUUCAGACUGCAGUCCAGGGAGCCUGAGCUGCGGCCACAGCCCCUGGACAAGUAUGAGCUCCGGGAGACAAAGAGGCGUCUGCAGCAGGGCGUGGACAGCGGCCAGCAGAGCCUGAUGAGCUGGCCGGCCUGCUCCCACCUGUCCCCACUGCGCCCUGACCCGUUCUGUGCUACCUGCCAGCCCCCAUUCCUGCUGCCUGUCGGCUCCCACGUGGACUACUUGCCCCUCUGGCUGCAGUGGGUGCCUCAGCCCCAGCCCAGAGUACGUCCCAAGAAGUGCCGCCGCCCCCGCCGCCACCCCCGCCGCCAUCGCCCCAGGAUCCGCCAGGCUUCAUUGCCCCCUAUCCUCCACACUGCCUGUGUCUCCCUGCACCGAUGGGGAGGCUGUGGUCCCCACUGCCACCUGCAGGCUGAGGCCACGGUGACUCUACAGCUGCUCCCCCAGACUCGCUGGACGCUACAACAGGACUGGUACUGGGCCCGGCGCUAUGGGCUGCCUGCUGUGGUGCGUGUUGAACUGACCCGCCUAGCCCCAGCCCUGCCAGUGGCUCCUGUGCCCGCUGGGAACCCAGAUCCUGUCCCCACCCCUGACCUCAUCCCCAAGCAGGCCCUUACCUUUGCUCCUUUCUGCCCACCUAAGCGCCUCCGGCUAGUGGUCAGUCAUGGUUCUAUUGAUCUGGACAUCAACAGUGGCGAGCCAUGAUAGGCUGCUUCCAGGGAGCCCGAAUGCAGUGCAGAGUGUCUACCCUGCACCCUCCGGGAGGGAAGGAGGGAGCUGACCCUUAACCCAGGUCUGCUCCUGGGAGUGUGUUGUUUCGGACAUCCCUAGAGAGUUGAUCCUUGUUGCUCUAUGGCUGCUGAACCCUGAGCCAGCCCACCCAGUAGGGAGCCCUGGCCAUUUGAUGUCCCCAUCUCUGUCCCCACCUCAGGACUGUAGGAGUCAUCUUCCUCCCCUCAGCCGCUUCCUCCCCAGGGAGCAAAGCCAUAAGGGCGUGGGGGCGACUCUCCAGAAGGCCAGGCCUCAGGUGGAGUUGACUUGGGGUUUGCCUUCCCGGAGCUUCUCCCACUGUGGGGAGCGAGUUGGCCUCAGCUCUGCAGUUGAUGGAGGCGGGGGCGGUCAGAUGGGGUGCAUGUGGCUCUUGGCUCUGCCCCAUGGGUCUCAGGGAGGCCAGGUGUGACCUCAUCUUUUUCACGGUGCUAUCCCUGGUGCUACUGGGGUGCAGGGGAGGCUCCCUCUCCUCCCCGCACCAGAAUGGGGUAUGAGGGAGAUUGGAAGAACUUGAACUUUUUAUUAAAGCAUUGUAAGCCCUUA
Molecule: messenger RNA, 2846 nt
Organism: Apodemus sylvaticus (European woodmouse)
Lineage: Eukaryota; Metazoa; Chordata; Mammalia; Rodentia; Muridae
Gene: Kmt5c
Product: lysine methyltransferase 5C
Exons: 9
Coding region: 813-2237 (474 amino acids)
Cellular component (GO): nucleus
Molecular function (GO): protein binding; histone H4K20 methyltransferase activity
Source: RefSeq, a predicted model, not a curated record